AUGGGAUUCCACAGCGCCAUCAGCGUGUUCCUCAUCACCACCCUCAGUGUUUUUACUUCAGCUUUGGGCGCGAGCAGCUAUUACUGUGAAGAACCACUGCUGGCAUUGCUCCCCUCAGCUUCCUUUCAGAGUUCAUCAAGAUCUUCUGACAGCCACUCGCCACACUUUGCAAAACUCUACACCAGAGAUGGUUCUGGUGGCUGGUCUCCAGACAGUGAGGACCGUCGACCCUGGCUGCAGUUAGACCUAAGAGAUCGGUUGGAGGUGACAGUAGUGGCCACGCAGGGCCGAUGGGGCAGCGCAGACUGGGUGAGCAGCUACCAGCUGCAGUACAGUGACUCUGGCAAAACAUGGAGAUCCUACAGACAAGACAACAUGCCAUGGACAUUUUCAGGGAACACAGACACAGACUCAGUGGUCCAGCACAAGCUCCUCCACUCCAUCAGGACUCGAUUUCUGCGAUUUCUGCCCCUGGAAGGAAACCCCACUGGAGGAAUAGGGCUCAGACUGGAGAUCUAUGGCUGCAGUUACAAGUCGGAUGUGGCAGACUUUGAUGGGCUCAGUGCUCUGCUGUACCGGUUUAAUCAGAAAUCUACAAGCACAGUGAAGAAUGUGAUCUCAGUGCGCUUCCGGAGCAGGCAAGCCAAUGGUGUUCUGCUUCACGGAGAAGGCCAGAGAGGAGACUACAUCACCCUGGAGCUCCAGAGAGGAAGACUUGCACUGCGUCUCAACCUUGACGAUGCUAAACCCCAGUCCAGUGGUAGACACACUUCAGUGAUGUUAGGCAGUCUGCUGGAUGACCAUCUCUGGCAUUCUGUCCUCAUAGAGCGUUUCAACAAGCAGGUGAAUUUCACAGUGGACAAAGACACACAGCACUUUCGCACACAGGGCCAGGAGGACUCUCUGGAGGUAGACUAUGAGCUUAGUUUUGGAGGAAUCCCUCUGCCAGGCAAGCCUGGGACUUUUCUGAGGGAGAAUUUCCAUGGCUGCUUGGAGAACCUCUACUACAAUGGAGUCAAUAUCAUCGACAUGGCCAAGAGACGCAAACCUCAGAUCUACACUGUGGGUAAUGUGACUUUCUCAUGCUCCGAGUCGCAGCCAUUGGCUGUGACUUUUUUAAGUGCCACCAAUAGUUUUCUGGUUUUGCGUACUGAUUGGGCAGCAGAAGGUCUGUCCAUACGGCUCCAGUUCCGCACCUGGAAUCAGGACAGCCGUCUGCUUUCUGUCCCACUGAGUCAGGGCCUGAAGUCAUCAUCUCUCAUCCUGCAACUCAGUGGGGGGCUUUUCCUGCUCACCCUGAGAGGAAUCCCACAAGACACGGCUCAAAUCAGCACUGGUCCAAGUUUGUGUGAUGGACAGUGGCACUCGGUGGUGGUAGAGGUCAAAGGUCAGCAGGUCUAUCUGACUGUCGACAAUCAGAAGUCAGUGGUCAUGGAGAUCACUCAUCUUACCAACAGCUUACAGAGAACAACUGUUAUAUUUGGAGGCUGCCCUGUAUCUCAGUAUGAACUUGGCUGUGAGAAACCUCACACAGGAUAUCAGGGGUGCCUUCGUCUCAUCUUUAUCAACAACCAACCUAUCAACCUCAGCAGAAUUCAACAGGAGAAGCAAGCAAACUUCAGCGAGCUCAGCUUUGACAUCUGCAGUAUCCGUGACAGGUGUGUGCCUAAUUUCUGUGAACAUGGUGGAGUUUGCUACCAGUCUUGGGACCAAUUCUACUGCAACUGCUCUGGAACGGGCUACACAGGCACAACCUGCCAUAACUCAAUAUAUGAGCGAUCGUGUGAAGCAUACAGAAAUACAGCAAGUUCUUCCGGUGUUUUUACCAUUGAUCCUGAUGGCAGUGGUCCUUUGGAGUACACACAAGUGAACUGUACAAUUGCAGAGGACAAAAUGUGGACAGUUGUAGGUCAUGAUCACCUACAGCCUGUUAGCGUUCGAGGUUCCACACCCAGAAGCCCCUAUGUUCUCAUUUUCAACUACUCAAUCUCGCCAUAUCACAUUCGCUCCCUGGUGGCAUCGUCAGAACAUUGCCAGCAGGAAGUGACAUAUCGCUGUAGGAAGUCUCGCCUCUUUGACACGUGGGAUGGCACUCCUCUGUCAUGGUGGCUGGACAGGGAUGGUGUUAAGAGGACAUACUGGGGAGGCUCUCUGCCUGGAGUUCAGCAAUGCUCCUGUAGUCUGGAAGGCAACUGCAGGGACAUGAACUACUUCUGCAACUGUGACGCAGACCAGGAAACAUGGGUGAAUGAUACCGGUCUGUUAUCUUACAAAGACCAUUUACCGCUUAGUGAGAUCGCCAUUGGAGAUACAAACAGAACGGGCUCGCAGGCGUUCUUUCAGAUUGGACCUCUGCGUUGCUCUGGUGAUCGAUUUUUGUGGAACUCUGCCUCCUUUUUUUUGGAGUCCUCUUAUCUGCAUUUUCCUACACUGCAAGCUGAGCUUAGCAUAGACAUCUCCUUUUAUUUCAAGACCGGAGCUCCUUCUGGUCUCUUCCUUGAGAAUGUGGGAGUACAAGACUUCAUCAGGCUGGAGCUGAGCUCUCCAUCAGUAGUCACGUUCACUUUUGACCUUGGUGAUGGCCCAGUGGUUCUGACAGUCAGGUCACCAGUGCAUCUGAAUGACAGGCAGUGGCAUUACGUACAAGCAGAAAGAAACGUGAAAGAGGCAUCAUUGCAGGUCGACCUGCUGCCCCUUCAGCUCACUGCGGCUGGAGCCGAAGGACAACACAGACUCCAGCUCAACAGCCAGCUCUUUGUUGGAGGCGCACCUACCACUCAGAGGGGAUUCCUAGGGUGCCUACGUGCACUCAGCAUCAAUGGGAUGACCUUUGACCUUAAUGAGCGAGCAAAGAUGACGCCCGGUAUGAAUUCAGGUUGCCCAGGUCACUGCAGCAGUGAGAGCCUAUGUCAUAAUGGAGGAAGGUGUUUGGAAAACAGGAAUAGCUACAUAUGCGACUGCACACCCACAGCAUUCACUGGAGCCAACUGCAAAACAGCUAUAUCUGCAUCCUUUGAGAGAGGGACAUCUGUAACGUAUGCCCUUCAGGAACCAUUUUCUGUAAUGAGGAACCAGGAUCCAAAGGAACUGCAGAGCAACAAACAAUCUGACACUGUUAGAUUGCGGGAAAAUGUGGCAUUUGGGUUCCUGACAAAACACGCGCCAGCUUUGCUCUUGUCCGCUCAGUUCCAUGACCAGCGCUACAUGGCAAUUAUGCUGACCCAAAAUGGCAGUUUGCAGAUCUGGUACAGUCUGAACCAGGAGACGGGUCCAGACACGUUCAGUCUUAAAUCUGCCAGUCUAGCUGAUGGACGUUUCCACUGGAUCAGAAUGAAUCGUGAUGGAAAUCAGGUUCAUGUUCAGAUCGAUAACACAGUGACGCAGCAGUACAGUCUGUCUCCUGGCUCUGCGCUUGCUCCAGUGAGGAUUUUAACUCUGGGAAGAAUCCGAGGGAGUGACAUCACUGAUGAGGAAGUGGUCCGUGCAGGAUCAAGUGGAUUCAUUGGCUGUCUGUCCUCUGUCCUGUUUAAUCAAGCUGCUCCUUUAAAAGCAGCGCUACAAAACAAAGGAAGCUCAGCAGUCAGCAUACACGGCCGGCUGGAGGAGUCAGACUGUGGGGCUCAAUCAAGCAUAAACACUCACAUUACCACCCAUACAGGCUCAGUCGAUGAAUCAUCAAAAUCAGACAGAGGUAAAGCACCUCUGACAAAGGUUGCACAGAGUGACUCAGCACUAAUUGGAGGAGUCGUAGCUGCCAUAGUGUUUACAACGCUGUGUGUGUUGGCUGUGUUGAUCCGCUUCCUCUACCAACACAGAGAACCCCAACCUCCGCCUGCCAUCGCUGUAAAGAGCAAAAGACCUAGCCUGAAUGUGGAACCACGCAAACCAAGCCACGUUGGGAAGGAGUACUUCAUCUGACAGGAUUUUUGUCUGCAUGCACAUCAGUUGCAUUAUCUGCAGAAGUAAGGUUCUUAACAGCUGCACACAAGCGCCUGACCCAUGCCUUCCGACACUUCUGUGCCAUCUUUAAAUCCAGGCCCCUUGUCUGAGGCAGCUGCUGAGUUCUGAUCCAAGCUGGAAAGGAAAUCAGGGUCUGCAUGCAGGAAGAGACUCUCUAGUUGCUGGUUAUGCUUACAGAUAGUGUGAAAGAAGAGACUAUUUGGGGGGAAAAAAAAUAGGAAAUAGUCACAAUUUGUAUGAGAUAUGUGCUGUAUGAUAACAGUGACAUGCACUCAGAUACAGCACCUUAUACACACCCAUCUGAAGUAAAAGCCCAAGACAGGAGACACGAUGGUCUGCUUGUCCAAACCUUUUAUAUUGAGCACAAGCUUUGUGUUUUGUCACUUACAAAAAGAGAGUGGCCUCUCUAACUCAUGUACUCUGAUCACUGAGGAUGGCACUUGAGAUUGACUGAUGUUUGGUGGCUAAAAUUUACACGUAUAUUAAUAUUGCGGAAAGAUCAACAGUCUCUUGUCAUGUCAAAACAUAUCUGUAUUAAGGAUUUGACAAAAUAAGACAAUCAGUUAAAACAAGAGACCAACCAUAAACAAAGGAGGAUUAGCUCUUACGUUAAAUCAGCACUAGCAAGAGAUCAAUUGAGAAAGCUUUGUGUCCGUCCUCAGCUGCAUGUCAGGGAUCAGAUUUUGCGGCCUUAAUGCAGCUAAAUCCAUGACCGAGUGCCCAAUGAGUCUACAGAAAGAAGGACCUCAAUGAAGUGCAUUAUAUUACCUGACAGUGAAAACAACCCUGUCAUGCCCCCUAAGACAAUAACAUGCUUUCUUACUGAAAUUGAUUUUAUUUGGUCAGGGGUUCAGUUUUCUAUAUGGCUAUUGUUGUAUAUGACUGUUUAUCUAUUUCAUAAAUAUAUUUAAUAAAACAAGCUUUUUAUAGCC
This is a messenger RNA of Ictalurus furcatus (blue catfish), 4892 nucleotides long. RefSeq names its product contactin associated protein family member 5 like (gene cntnap5l). The transcript is spliced from 24 exons. The record is from RefSeq and is a predicted model, not a curated record. Bases 1 to 3918 code for a protein of 1305 amino acids. Lineage: Eukaryota; Metazoa; Chordata; Actinopteri; Siluriformes; Ictaluridae.